Molecule: messenger RNA, 2763 nt
Organism: Opisthocomus hoazin
Lineage: Eukaryota; Metazoa; Chordata; Aves; Opisthocomiformes; Opisthocomidae
Source: RefSeq, a predicted model, not a curated record
AUGCAUUCGAGCCACGCUGAUGACCCCAAGGAAUCCAUACAGCUGAUCAAGAAGCAGCUGGUGAAUGCCAUCAAGGCGUUGCAGAAGCAGUACGUGACCUCGGAUGCCAUUGUCACCAGUGACGAUGGGAACGCGAACACCCUCUGCAGCACCCUGGAAGCCGUCUUCGUGCACGGGCUGAAGGCGAAGCAUAUAAAGACAGAGAGUGGGGGCAAAGGGAAGAAAGCAGGGGGUCGGGGACCGCUUCCCCAGCCGGUCUUCUGGGGUCUGCUGAAGAGCAUUACCCAUCGCAAUAUUGUCUCAGAACUGGAACAGCUCAUUUUCAUCAAUACAGACGUCGGCCGCUGCCGAGCCUGGCUGAGGCUGGCUUUGAACGAUGGCCUCAUGGAGUGUUACUUGAAGCUGCUGCUGCGGGAGAGGUCCCGACUGCCCGAGUACUACCAGGCGACUGCUCUGCUCUUAGAUGCCGAGGAGUGCGAGUUUCUCCUUAGCUACUUGCAGGGCUUAACGUCUUUAACCUUCGAGCUCUCCUAUAAAUCGGCGGUUUUGAACGAGUGGACCAUCACCCCUCUGUCCCUGUCAGGUCUGUGCCCUGUGUCGGAGCUGCUGGAGCCCCUCACGUCCUCGACAUCCGAACCCCGCAGAAAAGAAUCGCUGGGUUCGAUCUCCCAAUCGUCGGGGUCGGACGAGAUCGAGAUCCAACCCUCCGUCCUACCCAUCAGCAAAGCCAGCAGCAAAAUCAAGCUCACGUCGUCGUCGUUGAGCCUGAACACCACGAGCUCGUCCCAGCUCUCCUCCAGCCUGGGCUCUGACAGCAUCCUCCCGGCUCACUGCGCCCGCAGCCCCGAGCGGAGCGAGGAGCCGCUCUCCUGCGACUCUGACCUGGGGACGGCCACCGCCGAGGACCUCGACAGGUCUCUGCAAGAGUGAGUCCUUUCCUCGAUCUCCUCUCCAGGCAGAAGCGACACAGUCGGCAGCAGCGAGGCAAGUCAGGCUGUCCGCAGCCCGACGGCCGAAUACCUCCUUUCCCCGCUGCUGGGUUGUCCGAAAAGAAAGAGCUGGAUCUCAGAAGAUGAUUUCUACAGGCCUUCUCCGGCAGACGGCAGCGAAAGCACGGCCGACAUCAACGGCUUUGGGCCGGAGGAGGCUGGCGAGGGUCUGGCCCCAGGGCUCAUCAGCGCUCUGGACCUGGAAAGGCUGUCGGUGCCGUCCUCGGAGAGCGGGAAGCCCAAAAUGUCACCCGAACGUGAGCAAAAGGGCUUCAGCGUUGUGCAUCGCAGGCAGAUGGGUCUUUCCAACCCUUUCCGAGGGCUCCUGAAGCUGGGCAGCCUGGAGCGGAGAGGAGCCAUGGGGAUAUGGAAGGAGUUUUCCUGCGAGCUGUCGCCGCUGGAGCUCCGGCUCUUCCUGGACCACGAGGACCGCAUCUGCGUCGAGAGCUAUUCCCUGUUGCGGUGCGAGUCGCUGGCACUGACGCACUCGGACGGCCGUUUCGAGCUGGUUUUCCUGGGGAAAAAACUCUACCUCCGAGCUCCCUCUCGAGACGAGGCCGAGGACUGGUUGGACAGGAUCCGUGAGGCACUGCAGAAGUGCCGGCCCCAGCUGGAGGAAGAGGAGUGGGAGACGCUGGAGUGUGCAGAAGAUGGUGGUGAAGGCCAGCCUGUCCAGAGCGACUCCGCUGCUCUGCUCCAGUACAGCGACGUGCCUGGGAACAGCUUGGACUGGACUUCAGCUCACGAACCGGAGCUGGAUGCAAUAAAAGAGGCUGUUCUGUACAUGGACGUAGACAAAACCUGGGUGCCCUUUAUUUUUUCCCUGUCUCUAGAAACUUUAAAGUGCUUUAAAGUUAGAAGCAACGAUAAAAUUUUAAGCAACAGUUACGGUAUAGAGACAAUCCAGGACAUCCUUCCGGACACGAGCCUUGGAGGACCCGCGUUCUUCAAGGUGAUCACCUCCAAAGCUGUCCUGAAGCUGCAGGCUGAGAACGCGGCUGAAGCGGCCUCGUGGCGGGAGCUGGUCCGAGGGGUGCUCAUGUCCUACCUGGAGAGCGCAGAGGAGGCGCUGACGCUGGGUGGCACCUUGGACGGGCACUCCCAGGUCGUCCUGAAGAACAUUGUGAAGGAGAACGGCUUCUUGUUGCAAUACCUGGUGGCCAUCCCCAUGGAGAAGGGCUUGGACUUGCAGAGCUUCAUCUGUGCAGGCUGCUCCAGGCAGAUCGGCUUCUCCUUUGCAAAGCCCAAGCUCUGCGCCUUCUCCGGUCUCUACUACUGCGACAGCUGCCACCGGGACGAGGAAACGGUGAUUCCCUCGCGCCUCAUCCACAACUGGGAUCUGACGAAACGAGGGGUUUGCCGGCAGGCUUUGAAGUUCCUCACCCAGAUCCGUAACCAGCCACUGAUUGACCUGAAGCUGGUCAACGAGAGCCUGUACGACCACGUGGAGAGGAUGAGACGGAUCCAUCGGAGCAGGGAACAGUUAAAGCUGCUGGGAGAUUAUCUCAUCAUGUGCCGCAGCGGGGCCCUGAAGGAGCUGAGCAAGCGGCUUGAUCACAGACACUACCUCUUGGAGUGUCCCCAUAAAUACAGCGUCGCUGAUCUCAGGCAGAUAGCCGACGGCGUCUUUGAGACCUUCCUGCAGUCGCUGCUCCAGUUUGCUUCCCAUCACGUCUACAGCUGCGACCUGUGCACCCAGCGAGGCUUCAUCUGCCAGAUCUGCAACAGCAGCGACAUCAUUUUUCCCUUCGAGUUUGACACUACCACGAGGUGA